Molecule: messenger RNA, 1152 nt
Organism: Hevea brasiliensis (rubber tree)
Lineage: Eukaryota; Viridiplantae; Streptophyta; Magnoliopsida; Malpighiales; Euphorbiaceae
Product: protein DEEPER ROOTING 1
Exons: 5
Coding region: 37-987 (316 amino acids)
Biological process (GO): regulation of growth; gravitropism
Source: RefSeq, a predicted model, not a curated record
AGCGGCAAAAGUCAAGUGUUUUGGGAACUUGAACCAAUGGCAUUGGCACUUACUAGCUUGUCUACGGAAUUUAUCAAAGCCUUAACUUUAUAUAACCCAAUGCAGCUAAGUUCUUACUGGCUUCUGGGAUCUGUUACAGAAAGAACACUGGAUUUCUGUAAGCCCACCAUCACCAACACCCACCUGUUUUGGCUCUUAAAUCUAAAUACAAGACUUCUCCUAAUGAAGAUAUUCGGUUGGAUGCAAAACAAACUUCAUGGCAGACAUGCCGCCAAGAAACUUAACUCUAUUUCAGUUAAUCACCAUACACAGCAGGAACCUCGGGACCAAGAAUUCAGUGAUUGGCCUCAUGGAUUGCUGGCAAUCGGUACAUUUGGAAACAAUGGCACGAAAGAAGAUUCCAAGCUUAACUAUUUUCAAGAAAAUCUAUCCCAAGAUCAUCUGCAACAACUUACACUUGAAGAAGUUGAAAAACUUCAAAAUGAGCUAAACUCGUUGUUGCAUAAACAAGAUGGAUCAACCUCUGGUGAUACAGAAUCAGAUACUGAGAAGCUCGCAGUAGGUAAGCUUCUCAAUGGAAAUCCCAGCUCGGAGGAAGAUGACAAAGAUUGCCACUUUCAAGGCAGCAGCAUUGCAAUUCUUGGCAGAGGGAGAGGAAUAUGUAGUGUGGAUAAUACAGGCAGUGCAAUUAAAAGAAAAUCCUUGUCAUUUCUUCUGAAGAAGAUGCUCGUUUGCAGAGGUGGAUUUACACCUACCCCUAGCCUAAGAGAUCAGGUUCCUGAGUCCAGAAUGGAAAAGAUGUUGAGGGCAAUACUUCACAAGAAGGUAUAUCCCCAAAAUCCAAGUUCAAAUUCGUCUGCCAAGAAAUACUUGGACAAUAAACACAAGCCCAGGUCUGUCGACCGUGAGGAUGACAGAAAUCACAAGGAUGAUAAGGGAAGUAAAUGGGUCAAGACAGAUUCUGAAUAUAUAGUGUUGGAGAUAUAAUUUAAUUAUCUCUGCCAAGCUGCGAAGAUAUAUGGUAUUACAGAUGUAUUUUUGUUUCUUAAUUGUCCAGUUCCUGAUAAUAAUAAUAAUAAUAAUAAUAAUAAUAAUAAUAAUAAUAAUAAUAAUAAUAAUAAUAAUAUUUUGAUCCAAUUUUUAUUUAGCUAA